Molecule: messenger RNA, 1982 nt
Organism: Trichechus manatus latirostris (Florida manatee)
Lineage: Eukaryota; Metazoa; Chordata; Mammalia; Sirenia; Trichechidae
Gene: CANT1
Product: calcium activated nucleotidase 1
Exons: 4
Coding region: 349-1554 (401 amino acids)
Biological process (GO): proteoglycan biosynthetic process
Molecular function (GO): GDP phosphatase activity; UDP phosphatase activity; calcium ion binding
Source: RefSeq, a predicted model, not a curated record
UCGUGGGAGGCAAGGAAAGGCGGCUGCUCUGUUGCAGUGAGGGGCCGGCAAGAGAGAGGCCGCCUGCUGCCCUGCAGAGGGGGCAGGAGCCAGAAAGCACCCCCCUCAUCUCAGCGCUGCUCUUCCUGCCGGGCCGCAUCCUGGAAGGGAGGAGUUUCAGGCAGCGGCUGUUGAACCUGUUUGUUCUGCCACUGCCACAGGCCACUCCUGGAGGAAGCUGGGGAAGGAGGAGACCUUCUCGGCUAUAGCCUGCGUGGAGGUUCUGCUCCCUUUCAUCCAAAGCCCUGCAGUAGAGUCUGGCGCCAGCCCUGUGGCUGCCCAUGAAGGUCCUGCCCGACUCCCAGGCUGAUGCCCGCGCCACCCUCGGAGCCCCUGGAAUGGAAUGAGUCUAUGCAUGCCCUGCGGAUAAGUGUGGGGGGCCUGCCCGUGCUGGCGUCCAUGACCAAGGCCGCAGACCCCCGCUUCCGACUGCGCUGGAAGGUGAUCGUGUUCUUCUUCGUGGGCGCCGCCACGCUCUGGAUGUUCUAUGCCCCCCGCUCGUCCUCCCUCAGGCCCCCCGCGCCCAACGCCCACAACUGGAGACUCGGCCCGGGGUCGGCCGACCGCUACAAUGACACCUACCCCCUCUCCCCGCCCCAGAAGACGCCCGGUGGCACCCGGUACCGCAUCGCUGUUAUUGCUGACCUGGACACAGAGUCCAAGGCCCAGAAGGAACACACCUGGUUCAGUUACCUGAGAAAGGGCCACCUGACCCUGUCAGACAGCGGGGACCGGCUGGUUGUGGAGUGGGACCCAGGCCACGAGGUCCUGGAGUCCCACCUGGCGGAGAAGGGGCGGGGCAUGGAGCUCUCGGAGCUGAUUGUCUUCAACGGGAAGCUCUACUCUGUGGACGACCGGACGGGCGUGGUCUACCAGAUUGAGGGCUCCAAGGCCGUGCCCUGGGUGAUCCUGUCCGACGGUGACGGGACCGUCGGCAAAGGCUUCAAAGCCGAGUGGCUGGCCGUGAAAGACGAGCAUCUGUACGUGGGCGGCCUGGGCAAGGAGUGGACCACCGCCACAGGCGAGGUGCUGAACGAGAACCCUGAGUGGGUGAAGGUGGUGGGCCGCAAGGGCAGCGUGGACCAUGAGAACUGGGUGGCCAGCUACAAUGCCCUGAGGGCCGCCGCUGGCAUCCAGCCGCCAGGCUACCUCAUCCACGAGUCCGCCUGCUGGAGUGAGGUGCUGCAGCGAUGGUUCUUCCUGCCGCGCCGGGCCAGCCGCCAGCGCUACAGCGAGAAGGACGACGAGCACAGGGGCGCCAACCUGCUGCUGAGCGCCUCCCAGGACUUCAGCGAUGUCUCUGUGCGCCGCGUCGGGGAGCUGGUCCCCACGCACGGCUUCUCCUCCUUCAAGUUCGUGCCCAAUACCGAUGAUCAGAUCAUCGUGGCCCUCAAGUCCGAGGAGGACAGAGGUAAGAUUGCCACCUACAUCAUGGCCUUCACGCUCGACGGCCGCUUCCUCCUGCCAGAGACCUGGAUCGGGAGCGUGAAGUACGAAGGAAUAGAGUUUAUCUGAAAUGUACCAAAAGGCAGGAAGACGUUGAGCAGAGCCACGGGGUGCGAGGUUUGUUUCAAGCUCCUUCAGGACUACAUUUUCUAAGAACCAGAGGACUGCAUUUUUAUGUGGGCUUCUUUUUUUUUUUUUCCUUUUUGGAAGUAGUAGUUCUGUGCCAGUUUUAGAGAUUUCCUGAGAAGGGGGUUCAGUUUCAGGGCGCAUCAAGCCACAGGGAUAUGACACCAAGAAGCUGGGAGAAGGGACUGUGGCUCCCCGUGGCUGCCAUGGCCAGACUGCUCCUCUGCGCUGCCAUCUGGUGGUAACAAUUGAUCACUGCAUCUUAACUGGGAGCCUGUGUUUUCAAUUCUGCCAUGCCCUUUCUUUCCUCUGAGCUUCCUUUCCCUCCUUCCAUUCAUUCUUCUGUUCAAUAAAUAUUUAUUGAGCACCAA